Molecule: messenger RNA, 9804 nt
Organism: Penaeus monodon (black tiger shrimp)
Lineage: Eukaryota; Metazoa; Arthropoda; Malacostraca; Decapoda; Penaeidae
Product: golgin subfamily B member 1-like
Source: RefSeq, a predicted model, not a curated record
AGCUGACGUCAAGACCAAGUUCCUCUCUCGUCACCAGUAGUGUUUAUCCUUCAAUUUUUGCCUUUUUUUGCCUUUAUUUCUCUCCUCUCGGCGGCUACAAUGACCUGCAGGCUUAGAUAGCAGUAGAAGAAACCAAGAUGUGGAGGGGUGUGCCAGAGGGAGACCAGGGGGGGUCUCCUCCCCCCACGGCCCCCCCAGAAGAACACACCGAAGCCAGUGGCGGUAGUGAUAUAGCGGUUGUGAAGCAAGAGCUGGGAGACCUUCAGGAUCAGUUUGACGAACAGCAAGCUCUCAUUGGCCACCUGAAGGACAUGCUCAAGAAGAAGGAGACGGCACUUUCUUCCAGGGAGAAGGAGGUGGAGGACUAUGCAACUAGACUUGCCAAGAUGAAGCCCCGUCUAGUUAGACCUGGUGCUAGGUCCAAGCCAGUGCUUCCAGCGAGGGUGGAAUUGGUGGGCUCGUCUGAAGAUAUCCCAUCACCACAUGAAUCCCAGGCGUUGCCUACAGGUCCCGAGCCAAAGGUUAUUGAAGAUAAGAAACUGCCAUCUUCAGAAAGUGGCAGCCGGACCAAGAUCCUGCUCCUGAGGAAGCAGCUGGAGGAGAAUCGGCUUAAGUUUGAGCGGCAGCAGAAGGAGAAUGCGGAGAAGCGUGCCACCAUGGAAGAGAUGAAACAGAGAAUCGAUCGGCUGCGCACGGAGGUGGAGGAGCGUGACACCGUCAUUCGGUCCCUACAAGAUGGCCAGGGAUCAGCACAGGAGGAACCCAGCACACAGAAGCUCUACCAGCAGAUUGUAUACAAGGACAACACUAUACUGGAGCUGACACAGAAGGUGACCAAUUUAGAGGCAAUCAUACAGGAGCAGCAGGAAACCCUAAGUGAGAAGGACAAGGUGAUCGAAGCACGUACAGAGGCUGUGUCCCUCAUUGCUAAGUCUCAGGAAGAGAAGGGACGGAAAACAUUUGAGGAACUAGAAGAAAUGAGAUUGCAGAUGAAGAAAAUGCAAGAAAACUUCAUCACUAAGGAGCAGGAGUUCAUCUCCACAAGAGAUUCUUUAUCAAGAGAGCUGAAUGAUAAGGCAAAAAAGGUUACACAGUUAGAAGAAAAUAACCGACGUCUGGAAAAUCUCCGCUUUGAGCUGAGCACCAGGAAUGCUGAGCUCCAAGAAAAAAUUGUGACUCUCCAGACAGAUGUGAAGGCACUGAGAGACCAGUCUGAAGGAGACAGGGCAUCCAUCUCAGAAAAGGACAACCUGUUGCAAGAACUCAAGCAGAAACUGGUGAGAGCUGAGGCUCAUGGCCAGAAGAAGCUCAAAGCCUUGGAGAAACAAAUCAGGGCUAUUAAGCAAGAUGGCAAUGCAGGAGCACAGAUCUUGGAGCUCCAGAAUAGUAUAGCCGAGCUAGAAGAGGAAAAGGGAAACCUCCAGCUGAAGCUUGUUGAUUUUGAUGACUUAAAGGUUGCCAACGAAAAGCUCACCAACCAAAGAAGCAAGCUUGAAGAGCAAGUGAAGCAACUUAAUGGUGACAUAGACUCACAGCUAAGUGCAAUAACACAGCUGGAGGCAGAGAAGAUCAAGCUGGUGGAGGAAACGAACGAACGAGAGAACCGCAUCUUCGAUCUAGAGUCAGAAUUGACCACGACCAAAACAAGCCUCUCAGAAGUCACACAGGCCAAGGUGACCUUAGAGCUUCGUCUGUGUGAAGUAGAGGAACAGAGGGACCUAGCAGAGAAAGCCAGGUCAGAACUGGAAUCCCAGAUGUCCGAGUCAGGGAUGGCCUCAGUGGAGCAACUGCUGGUCGAAAAGGGCAGCCUAGAGGAAACAAUACAGAGCCUUAACAAGGAGAAGGAGGAAUGGGAGAGCAAGUAUGUCAGUCAGAUUGACACGGUGCAGGAAUGUGAAGAGAAAGUCAAGUCUGCUAUGGAAGCAAGGGAAUCCAAAGCCAAGGAAUGCAAAAGACUUAUGAACAUCCUUACAGACAAAGAGAAUGCCAUUGCUACCUUAUCCAUACAGAUUGACAGGCACAACAAAGAAGUGGCCGGUAUCUCAGAGAAGUUGAAGUCAUCUCAAGCGGAAAUUGAGAAGAGACAAUCAGAAUUAGAAGAGCUGAGUCACAAGCUCCAAGAGGAGACCAAGAGGUCACAAGAGGCAUUAGGAACUGUAACCAGCUUGGAGGAAGAGCUGUCUUCCACUCAAUCCCAAAAGCAGUCCGUCCUGGCAGAGUUGGAGUUGGCCAAAGAAAGUAUGAAUAGAUCUAUUAAUGAGAAGAACAUCACAAUCCAAAACCUUGUAGGAGAAGUAUCAGACCUUCAGAAUCAUGUUAAGACCAAAGAAAAGGUUAUUAAUGAUUAUAUAGAUAGACUAGAGCAAAUGGAAUCGCAGGUGAACAUAAGAGACGAGAAUAUUGAGUCACUCCAUGCGACUGUUAUAAAAAUGCAGGAAGAUUUAUCCAAGAAGAAUGCAGAAAUAGAGAAAUUGAAAAAGGAAGUUUCUAAUUCGCUCCAAGAGUUGCAGACCUCUAAAACAACUUCAGAAUUUGAAUUAGACUCUAUGUCAGCCAUGUUAAACGAUGCAAAGAAUCAGUUGGAAGGCGCGCAAAAUGAAUUAUCUCAGAAAGACAGAGAGAUCCAGAACAACCAGAAAGUAAUUUCAAAAUACGAACAGGAAAUGUGUGAGAAAAAUCUGAUUUCUGACGAACUGCAGGCUAAAGUCAAGAGCCUGGAGGUGAACAUAACAUCUCUCAAUGCCUCUCUAUCAGAGAAGGAGAUGGUAAUAGUAAACCUUCAAAUGGAACUUGAAGAAAAGUCCAUGCAUGUGGAGAACUUGUCAACCCAACAGCAGGGGUUAGAGCAAAGAUUUCAUCACCUUCAGGAGGAGAAUGCAUCAUUGAUAGAAAGAAGCACAGCAACAGAUGAGGAAAUGAACAACUUGAGAAUGCAGAUGCAACAGAAGGAGGAAAGUGUAUCGAGUCUUGAGUCUGAGAUGAUCUCUAAAGCAGACCAGCAGAGCAGAGACUUUGAUGAGUUAAGACAAACACUGACAGAGAAAGAACAAUACAUCACCACAGUGGAGGCAACACUAGAAAGCCUUAAAAAUGACAUUGCCACUAAGGCUUCUGAGCUGGAGAAGUGGGAGAGUGAAGCCUCUGAAAAGAAUGAGAAAAUCAACCUGUUGACUACACAGCUUGAGAACAUUCAGUUGCAAAGUUCCGAGAAGGAUGGCAUGGUGAGUGAUUUGCACACGCAGCUUAGCCAAUAUCAGGAGCAUUUGAGUGCAGCACAGGAUCAGUGUACCCAGGUGAAUACCCAGUUUGUACAUCUACAAGAACAGUUUUCAGUGAAUGAAAAACAACUUUUAGAAACAAGGGAGCAGUUAAGUGAAACUCAGAGUCACGUAGAGCAUGUGCAGAAUCAGCUGGCAGAAGCUCAGAAGGAGUUGGCUCAAGCGCAAAGCCAGCUCCAGGAGACGCAAGUGAAUUAUGAGAAGGUUACCAGUCUAGCUUCCCAGUUUGAAGAUCAGCUUCGCACUAAAACAGAAAACAUUGAAACUAUGGAGAGACAGAUGCAUAGCCAACAGGAUGUGAGUAGUCAGGAAUCAGAAGCAUGGAGGGUAGAGGCGGAGCAUCUUAGAGCAGAAGUUGACAGACUGAACUCAGAGAUAACCUCAGCAAGAGAACUCAACCAAAGCUUAGAGUCAGGAAGCUCAAAUGCCCAGCAAUGGAUCACUCAGCUGCAGCAAGAGGUGGAACAACUAAGAUCAGCCCAUGACAUAGCUCAGGAACAGUUGUUAGCCACCAAGGAAGAGCUAAAUUCAAGAGCCCUUGACCUCGAACAGCAAAAGCAAAAGUUCGAAGAGGUUCUUUCCCAGCAGCAGGAGUACAUCCAAAGAUCAGAGGACCUUCAGACUAAGCUCAAUGAAUCCAUCUCCCUCCAGCAGCAACAACAGCAGAAAGCCGAGUCUCUGCAGAUUCAGCUGACACAAGCUGUCUCACUACAACAGCAAAGUGAGAGUGAAGUAGCUACUCUGUCACUGAAACAGCAGCAGCACAUUUCAGACUUAGAAGCCAGUGUCUUGACUGUCACACAAAUGAGAGACCAGUUGCAAGAAGAAAGCAACCAGAAAUCCAUGCAGUUGCAAAGUUAUCAAGAAAGCUCAUUACAGCUACACUCCGAGAUGGAAAAUCUUCAUUCACAAAUUUCAUUGAAGAAUGAAGAAAUUCAGAAGUUGCAAGCUGACAGGGACCAAAUUUCUAUGCAAUUAGAGAGCCAGGCAGGAAAUGCAUCCCAGUAUGAUGCAAACACCCAGCAUCUUUAUUCUCAGCUUUCUCUGAAAGAUGAAGAAAUACAGAGAAAUCUCAUUGAGUAUCAAAAUGAAAAGAGCAAAGCAGAAAACCUCAUUAAGGAAUUAAACAAUACAAAAGCGCAACUGGAGCAGGAGCUUCAGGCUUUACAGUUCACUAGCUCACAGCAGCCCCCAGUACCAUCAGCAACAGGAUCAAACUCCAGCCAGAGAGACAAGGAAUUAGCUGCUGCAAAUGACCAAAUCCAGUUCCUAGAAGAAGAAUGUGAUGGGCUUCGCACAGAUGUCAACACAUUGAAGCAGCAGCUUCAGGAAGCCCGACAGACAGUCACACAACUACAAACAUCACUGGCGAACCAGACCUUCUCUGUGCCAGAGCCCUCAACUGAUUGGGAAGACUGGGGUGAAGUGGAUCUCGGAGCCCCUGAGUCAGCCAAGGCUCCGGCACAGGAGAAUUCACUGGUUUUGAGUCUCCAGAGGUCCUUGGCCGACAAGGACGAGAUGCUCACCAUGAUGCAAGAUCAGCUUAAGGAAAUGCUGCAGCAGAUAAAUACCAUUACAGAAGAGAAGAAGAUUCUGGAUCAGCAGCUCAAAGCAGCAGAAUCCAAUGCCACCCAGCAGGCAAAACGCUGGGAUAAAGAAAAGGAAGAGUUUGAGACAGUGAAAAACAAACUGGAUGAGCUAUUGGAGCUUCAGAACUCCUUUGAGGAGCAGAAGACAAAGGUAAUGAUGCUAGAAGAACAGCUGGCAAGAAAACAAGAGGAAAUAGCACACUUGCAAUGUAAGACAGCUGAAGUACCCAUGCAGCAUGAGACUGUUACAGACUCUUUCCAAAAUGUCACACUUUCCUCACCAGUUGAGGAACAGAAGGAAGGAACCCUCACCUCACAAAUCCAGUGGAACCAAGGAGAAAGUGGAGCUGAUGCAUUCUCUUCCAUUCAGUGGCCAGAGUCCAGCGGAGGCCAGGGGACCACUGAUUGGUUCACCAGCCAAGACAGUCAGCAAGCUACAACUGUGGCCUCAGCAGAAGCAGCAGUUACCCAGUCAGAAGCAGGAGCAGCAGUCACCCAAUCAGAAACAGGAGCAGCAGUCACCCAGCCAGAAGCAGCAGUCACCCAGUCCAGCCAGGAAGACACAGCAGCUGUAAACGUUGAGGAGUUGCAGUUCAAGCUUUCAUGGUACGAGGAGCAAUGGAGCACCUGGACAGGGCACUACACCCAGUUGCAGGAGAGUUAUCAGGAAGCUCAGCAGCAACUAGCUGAGCUUACAGAGCAACUACAAGAGUUGCAAAGCACACAGCCACUUCCAGAAGCAGAAGUAGCACCAGCAACAGCGUCUGAGGACAAACCCACAUCAAAAGAAGAGAAAGAAAGAUUAAAUGAGAGCAUCCUACAACAGCAGGAGCAGCAGAUUUUGGAUUUGCAAAGCCAGCUGUCAAGCCUGCAGAUAGCUAAUGAGGACCUCAAGAGAGAAUCAGAAGGCAUCCAAGAGCAAGCCUCCCAUGCAAAGGCAAAGGAGGAGGAACUGGAGAGACAGAGACGAGAUGCAGAGGCCGAGGUUGACCGCCUAAGAAGCUUUGAAACCCAAGUGUAUGAGCUUCAGAGCCAGUUACAAGCAAUUCAGCAUCAGUGCACAGCUAUGCAGAACAAGCUGGCUGAAGCAGAGAUGGAGCGGACAAGGCUCAUGGAGGUCGAGGUCUUGUACGGAGAAUUGCAGUCAUGCAUCCAGGAGUCAGAGACGAAGCGCGAGGGCUCCAAGUCCCGAGUGCAAGAGCUGGAGCUGAUGGUGCAGUCAGCGGAGUCGGAAAUAGCCAGGUUGAGGAACGAGAUUGACAAUUUGACCCAGGCAAGUGAAGCAGUGGAGACUGAUAGAGAGAGACUCCAGACUGAUGCUCAGGGGCUGGGAGCAGAAGUGACAUUGCUCGAUGAGAAAAUUGCAAGCUUGCACAAUGAGGUCAAGUUAUACAGGAACGAGAAUGAGAGGCUGAAAAAUGAAGGAGAGCUCUACAAGGCCGAGGCAAAGAAUUUGCAGAAGGAGGCCCAUUGUAUCAAGGAGGAAAUUACAAAGAUGCAGAGUGAGGUAGAUUUUUAUAAGGGCAAUGCAAUGAGAAUGGAAUGUGAUAAUAGAGAGAUGAAUGAAGAAAUCACAAGAACUAGAAUGAGUCUUGACAGAAUAGAAAGGGAAAAUGAACAGUUAAGGAGUGAACUUGAGGUGAUUGAAGGAGAGCAUGGAAGACUGAGACAGGACUAUGAGAUCCUUGAGGGAGAGCAUAAUCGUGCAAGAGGGGAGAGUGACAUGCUCUCACAAGCUAACCAGAUGUUGGAGGCAGAGAAGGAGAGUUUAGAGAAUGAGGUGCAGAGAAUAACUGCACAAAAUAUGACAAAGGAUGCAGACAGUGAACAUCUACGGGACGAGAUCCAGAGACUGACAGAGGUGAGCACUUCUGCCGAAUCAGAGAUCACUCGCCUCAGGUCUGAGAUUGAGAGAUUCAAAUCCCUGGACUCCCAGUACAGUGAACUAGAGAUGAAAUACUGUGACUUACAGGCACAGGUUGCUUCAAUGGAAGGUCUGCCAGGCAGCAGAACUGACACUGAAGCACAUGCAUUGGUUGUGGAGGAAGUGGAUUGGGGAGCAGAAGGCAAAAUUGAGCAUGAGCACCUUUUGCAGUCAUCAUCUGCUGAUCACAAACUCCAAGAGGAAAUAGAUAACCUGAAACAGAAGUUGAUAGCACUAGAGAAGGAAAAGAACGCUGUCUAUGAUGAGCUGCAGACAGCCAAGAUGAAGAGCGGGAAGAUGCUGCAGAAGUUGAAGGUAACACAAAGCAAGAAUGAGUCUUUGACCAAGGAAGUACAGAAGCUUAAGGCCAAAGCAGGUGGCUUUUCAGACCUCGACCAGGCCCUGGAGGAAGAAUGGAAGGCACAGGUGUCAAAGGCAGAGUCAGAGAGAGACGAAAUCAAACAGAAGUUAGAUGAGCUUGAAAAAGAAAAGGAUAACCUGAUGACGCAGGUAGAUGUCCUCACCGCGGCCCAGGAGCAGUACCUAGACCUUAAAGAAGAGCAAGACACUACAAUAAAGCUCCUGAAUGCAAGGAAUCGAGAGCUUGAAGGUCAGGUCCAGUCCUUAGAGUGGAAGAUCUCUGAGCUGGAAGAAAUGAUUGAGCAGACUCCCAGAAUGCAGCAGGAGCCAGCUGCUACCAUAUCAGAAACUCAGAUUGCAAGGUCUGUAAGCCCAGGAUCUAAAGAACUAGAAGAAUUAAGAGUACAAAUCACUUCGCAGCAAGAAGAGCUCAACAUUCUGAAGCCAGAGAACAUGAGGUUGCAGGCAGCCGUAAAUGAACUCGAGGAGAAGGUGGAAAACCUGAGUGCAGAUAAUGAAAACUUCCAGUCCAUCAUCGAAGGGCUGAAGGAUUCCAAGUCCAAGGCAGAAAGCGAAGUCAAUAAGUACAAAGAGUCCUUCAUCGAACUUCACGACCAGCAUGAGGCCACUAAGAAGGAGAAGGACCAAAGCAACGCACAGCUGAAGGAACUCCAGUACACGCACGACACGCUGAAGUCCGCCUACAACUCUAUGUUUGCCGAGUACAAUGAACUGCGGGACGUGUGUGACAGCCAUAAGAGUGACGUAGGCAUCCUAAAGGGGGAGAGGGAUCGUCUGGCAGAGGAGGUGGACAGCCUCAAGAAGCAGUUGCAAGCUCUGCAGGAGGAAGAGGAGGAGGAGAUCAUACGUGCCUUACAAGAUGAGUGCUUCAGCCUUAGAGAGCAGAAUAAUCUGCAACAUGAGGAGAACACAGCCCUGGAAGUGAAAGCAGAGGAGGCGCGGGAGAAGGCCAAGCGGUUUGAGAAUGCCAUGGAGCAGAACAUGGAGAUGCAAAACCUUCUGCGUGAUGAGCUCAUGAAGAAGUCCGAGGAAAUCAGCUACCUGAAGACAACCCUGGAAGCCGAGGACCGCAAAAUGGCCUACAUGAAGGCAGAGAUGUCAGCCAUCAAGACCAAGCUGAUGCAGCAGGACCAGGCCGAGCGCAGCAGCACCCAGACCACAGAGAAGCUGGAGGCUCAGGUGCAGCAGCUGGAAGAACAGAACCAGCAACUCCGGAGCCAGGUGGAGGCAGCAGAGACUUCCCUGACCAAGCUGGCAGGAAAGACGAAAAGAGAGGAGGAAGAAGAAGACUCUGUAUUCACUCCUCAGUCCUCGUCCAAUGCCGAGCUGGAGGCAGCUUUGGCCUCACUUCACCUUCGUGACCUCAGGUGCCAGCAGCUGUCCUUAGAAAUCACAAAGCUAUUGGAAGAGAGAGAUGCUCUGCAGCUAAAGCUAAGUGCAUCAUUGAGGCAGACGCAGGAACUCCGUCGAGAGCUGAGCCUGAGCCACCAGCUGCCAGCACCUGUCUCUGCUGAGCCCUCCUUAGACGAAAAGCUGGCUGAGCUUCGUGAGUUGAACGACUCGCUAGAACAGAAGGCUCUCAAGGCCCUCCAAGGUGCAGCAUCUCCCGUGGCAUCAGGCAUCGGCAGGAGAACGACCCUGGGUAGUUUCCCCCCCUCACCACCUACCUUCACCCCCCACACUGCCCCUCCUACCCCCACAGCCACCAGACAUGCCGAUUACACUCUCAAUGUUCGCCAUUCUUCUACAGCUCGAGAGACACAGGGAACUUCAUCUACCCUAAUGGACUGGAUAUUAGGGAAAAGCACACCAAGAGUAUUACACGUGUGAAAAGGGACGCAGCGGCAUCAUCAUCUUUGGACAUUAUCAUGAUCAUCUGGAGGCACAAAUUCUUCCAUUUCAAAGGGAGGGCUCGCACGCGUCAGGAGGAGACGUGUGCACUGCGGUGGCAAAUCUCGUCAGUCUCUUGGAUCAAGCCACUGACAUUUUGGAAAGUUUUCUUCCUUCCCAAAAGUGCUAUGUGAUGACCUUUCAAUCAUUCCCUGCUGCCAACUUAUGAUAAAUCCUGGAUUUUAUUUUAUUUUAUUUUAUUUAUUUUUUUGUAAUGGAUUUCAUUUGGCCUUUUUCUCUCUCUCUCUCUCUUUUUCUUCCUCCUUCUUCCUCUUUAUCUCCUCAUCUCUCUCUUAUAUUUUUUUCUAUUUCAUUUCUUGUUUUUUUUACAAUAUUUAUUGUAGUGUUCUUAAGCUUUUGAGGUCAUUGCAUUUUACAUAAUAAUCUAUGUAUUACAUUGUUAUUUUCUGAUGUUUCUCUUUAUAAAAAAAAUAAAUAAAUAAAUAAAUUUAUACCCUUUGAAAAUGACUAGUGAAGUUGCUAAAAGAAACAAAACUGGAUAUACUAAAAAAAUAUAUAUAUAUAAAAAAAAUAAUAUUAAUAAAUAAAUACACAAGCCUAAACAGACCAUCAUAUCCAACCUUUGAGGUGCUGAAGACCUUGUUAGUGUAGACCAAACCGUGUUUUUUUUUCCCAUCAGAGCUCGAUAAAGGAAUACAAUUAAUUGAAAAAGUUUUCUCCAUUCAUCAACCAAGGACGUUUGUGGACUUGGAGAAAAUUUGAAUAAAUACGUUUCCAUAAA